This is a messenger RNA of Marasmius oreades (fairy-ring Marasmius), 1161 nucleotides long. RefSeq lists its product as uncharacterized. Lineage: Eukaryota; Fungi; Basidiomycota; Agaricomycetes; Agaricales; Marasmiaceae. The record is from RefSeq and is a predicted model, not a curated record. The coding region runs from base 295 to 909 and encodes 204 amino acids. The transcript is spliced from 6 exons.
GCGUCCUUCAAAAAUGCAAUAGUAGUCAAGUAUGCACAUAGGACGUCAAUGUCAAACCGAACUUGCGGAACUUGCCCUUCCACAUGUACUCGUUCGUUCGUGUACCAAAGCCCCAGUCAAAAGGCUUUAAAAAGCUGAAUAAGUCGCUCUUUUUCGACAUCCACCGAUCUUCGACUUUCUUCCCCCUCUUUUCUUUGGCCAGGUUGCCUCUUGAGCUCUUUAUUCGUUCAUUAUCUUUUUUUCCCCAGAGCGCGGCCUUAUUCAACCCCUGUCACUCCAUUCGACGUAUACGACAUGUUUGUUAGAUUCGCUGUACAACUGAUCACGGUUGCCACUUUGGCCAUCACCACAUCUGCUUCUCCCUUGGUCUCAAAGCCUGCUCAAGUGGUUGCUCGAGGCAGUCAUUCCUUCAAUGAUUGGGGUGGAUAUAGCUCCUUAAGUAACUUCGACGACUUCUACGGCUCGGAUGACUUCUGCCAUGCCCACGUUAAACAAACAGUCAUUCAGAAGGAACAGCAGGUUGUAUGCCAUUCCCAGUCCGUAGAAAUUAUCCAACAGCGCCUCGUCGUGCUCCAGGAGAUGGCCAAGAAAAUCAUCACCGAGCAGAUCUGCGAAGUCGAGACCCAGACUAUCGUCUUCUCUCAAUAUCACAGUUCACUCGGUAAUUUCUACGACGACUUAAGACGUCAUUCCGGGCUCAAAGUUGGCUACGACGACAAAGUCGCCGGCAAGUUCGGGGAUAUUGUUGGAUCCGAUGGAUCUAUUUCCACCCAAGAUCUAGGCUUCAAGGGUACAGAUGUUGGCAGUAAUGUCGUUGAGGUCGGCGGCAGUAACUGGGAUGAUAAAAAAUCCCCAGACUCCGUUGACUCAGCUUUCUUUGCUGCUCAAGGUGCAAAGUUUGGGCUAUAAGUUCGCGACAUGGCGCGAUCAGUUGGUCAUCGUCGAUUUUUACUUGAGUUUUAUGGGACGCUUUCUGGGCUUUCGCUACCCACUGGGACUUUUUACAUACUAAGAGGGGCGGAUCGUCGUACAUUAUUGAGCCAGCAUAUAUAGUUGCUACUUGGUUAGUGCUUUGAUAAUUAUCGGCUGGUAUGAUACCUUUUCGCGCGUACAUAGGUACGCGAAACCAAGCUCAACGAAAAGCUUUCCGGCCAUUACCGC